Messenger RNA from Pelagomonas calceolata, 656 nucleotides. The record is from the annotation of a GenBank genome assembly. Lineage: Eukaryota; Pelagophyceae; Pelagomonadales; Pelagomonadaceae.
GUGGGGCAGCCUCUCCGCGCGUAGGUAGCCGCAUAGCUCGCGACGCGCUGGCAACAAGGCCUCCUUGGCUUCCUGAACCCCCGUCGGUGCGAAAUCCUGAGCUGUAGCCUCGGAAAUUGAUGCUGCCACUGUGUACCAUAAGCUGCUGCCCUAAACGCCAUCGACGCGCCAUGCCCAAAAUACUCUACGUCUGCACGAGCAACACCUGCCGAAGUCCAGCCGCCGCGACGAUCGCGCGCGCGCACCUUGAGACAAUCGGGCGGACGGAUGUCGAGAUAACGAGCCGCGGCCUCACCGACCGCUAUUCCGCGUGGGGCUCGGGCCCGGACCCGCGCGCCGAGAAAGCUUUACAAAGGGCCACGGGCCUGUCGAGCGCGGGCCACGCGUCCUCGAAAUUAACGGCGACAGAAGUAGACGAGUGCGACGCGCUCUUCUACUUCAUGCGCGAGCACGUCGACUGGAUCGCGGGCUGCGUCGGCGAGGCGCCGGUGCGGCGCGCCCUCGAGAGCGGCCGGUUGUGCAUCGUGCACCCGCCGGACGGCAUUCCCGACCCGUUCUUCGCCGACGACGCGUUCUACGGCGAGGUCAUGACGAUGCUCGAGACGCACGUCGCGCGGUCGUUGGACGAGGUACUUGAUAAGUUUACAACACGUUAA